Molecule: messenger RNA, 1460 nt
Organism: Esox lucius (northern pike)
Lineage: Eukaryota; Metazoa; Chordata; Actinopteri; Esociformes; Esocidae
Gene: rpf2
Product: ribosome production factor 2 homolog
Exons: 10
Coding region: 117-1031 (304 amino acids)
Biological process (GO): ribosomal large subunit assembly; maturation of LSU-rRNA from tricistronic rRNA transcript (SSU-rRNA, 5.8S rRNA, LSU-rRNA)
Cellular component (GO): nucleolus
Molecular function (GO): rRNA binding
Source: RefSeq, a predicted model, not a curated record
GCGUUGUUCCGCUACUGAAUGACGGAUGUGACGUAAAUGAAACUGCGACAUUUUCUGCUUCUACAUUCACGUGGAGUAUUUGCAGUCUAGCAACAAGCACCCGAUCGUUAACGAAAAUGAAACAGGCCAACGGAGUUGUAAAACCUAAGACGAGGAGGGCUAAGCGCUUUCUCGACAACAGAGCUUCCAAGCUUACAGAAAACGUCAAGAAUUCCAUGAUAAUGAAAGGGGGCAACACCAGUCUGACUGUCACUCAGGCGCUGAAAGAUAUUUAUUCCUUGAAGAAACCAAACGCAGUACUGUACAAAAAAAAAAAUAUAACCAGGCCAUUCGAAGAUUCCACAUCCUUGGAAUUCUUCUCAAAGAAAACAGACAGUUCUCUGUUUUUGUUUGGCUCACACAAUAAGAAAAGGCCUAAUAAUCUUAUAUUUGGUCGUCUUUUUGAUUUCCAUGUGCUGGAUAUGAUUGAGCUGGGCAUUGAGACGUACAAAUCUCUAAGUGACAUCAAGACAAGUAAAUGUCCAGAGGGAACCAAACCAAUGCUAGUUUUUGCAGGGGAGGCUUUUGACAAUGACAACGACCACAAACGCAUGAAGAGCCUUCUUACAGACUUCUUCAGAGGUCCUGUGGUGCCAUCGGUUCGCCUUGCUGGUCUGGAACAUGUUCUGCACUUUACUGCUCUGGAGGGGAAGAUCUACAUGCGCAGCUACAGAUCGCUCUUGAAGAAGUCUGGAUGUCGGACACCGAGAAUUGAGUUAGAAGAGAUUGGGCCGUCGUUUGACUUUGUUUUGCGGAGAACCCACCUAGCAUCAGAUGAUCUGUACAAGAAAGCUCACAAACAGCCCAAGGCCCUGAAGCCCAAGAAAAAGAAGAACAUUUCCCACAAUACAUUUGGUACCAAGUUUGGAAGGUUGCACAUGCAGAAGCAGGACCUGUCCAAGCUGCAGACGCGCAAGAUGAAGGGCCUUAGGAAGAGGGGCCGGCCCGUUGUGGAGGGAGAGGCGUCCCUGAAAACAGCAGAUACAGAAUGAAGUCUUCCCAGGCCUUUAAGGACAUUUCACAAGGUCGUGUCAUCAAGCCGCCAUCGUUGAGUGACAUUCAGACCUGUCGUCAAUUAUUGCGUUCUACAAAUACCUUCCGCAGGUAUGGUUGUUCUGUUUCACGACCACUAUGUGGUGGUGCGCUUGUCAGUAUCUCUAGUUAAUGCCUUUAAAAUAAUCUUGAUUUUGAAUGCUUGUGAGCAUGUCAGAUGUAUGUGCUUAGAUGGUAUUGUUCUACUGUUUAGUAUGUUCAUUUUCAUCUGCUGGCGCAUCAAGGAACUAUUUUCUCAAUUAUUAGCUUUCCACAUCUUGCGGUGUAGAGCUCCUGUAUACUCUGGGAUGUUUUUGUAAUGGCAAGGGGAAAACUGAAUGGUUGGCGGUUGUCAAUAAAAACAUGUAACUUUGUUGAAGGAACUGUAA